AUGAACGGGAACGAGUGUGGCAUAAUAAACGACGCCUGCGUGUCUAUGCGCGUGUGCUUUGACAGUUUGUGCUUCUCGUCGACGCAGCACAGGCUCGCCGACGAGGAAGACGCAUUUCAGCUCCAGUCUAACGGCACGGCAAUCGUUGUCUCGUCGAGUUCCACGUCGCCGUCGAAUUCUCCGACGGCUGUUCCUGUUCCUGGUCCUAAUUUUACCGCAAUCACGGCGACCACUUGCAGCGAGGGACUGGGUCAAGUUUUGGCCCGGGCCGCUACUCCUCCGAGCAACUCUACCUUGACUCCUGCCAUGGAGAAGCUCCAGGAGCUUCUCAGGACUAAAGAUGAAAGGAUUUCACAGCUUGAGGCUACUCUCACGAAAAAGGACAAUGAAAUUCAGGACCUCAGGAGUCAUCUGGAUAAAUUCAUCAGUAUCAUGUCCAUCAAGUCUCCUCUUACGCCUACUAAGUCCAGGCCCAGGAAACAACGCGCUCAGGGUAUUUCUGCGGAGCCGCCUCUUCAUCAGCUGACUCCGCUCAAGUUUUAUGACAAGAGCGACAGGUUAGUUUUAUUGUUGAUACUCUACAAGCGCAAAAAAUCAGGGCGCAUUGUUCAUUGUUCAUUUCCAUUUCCAUCUCCAUUUUCAUUUUUUUCCGACUUGAAUAAUAAUCCUGGUGAGUCCUUAGGGUCCCAUCCAUCAUAUUCAGAUUAUCCAGCCAUGUCUCGAGAGCAGUGUCACUUGUGUCUUAGUCACUACGCGGAUCUCUUUGUUCAAUUUGGCUGA
This is a messenger RNA of Cotesia congregata, 780 nucleotides long. NCBI's taxonomy places the organism in Eukaryota, Metazoa, Arthropoda, Insecta, Hymenoptera, Braconidae. The record is from the annotation of a GenBank genome assembly.